This is a messenger RNA of Medioppia subpectinata, 1470 nucleotides long. NCBI's taxonomy places the organism in Eukaryota, Metazoa, Arthropoda, Arachnida, Sarcoptiformes, Oppiidae. The record is from the annotation of a GenBank genome assembly.
AUGAGUGCUAAAAAUGUGGACAAACCAUUGGUCCCAAAGAGGCUAAUAGUGGGUCUAAUGGGAUGUCUGGGUUGUUGUCUACUCUAUGUGUUGCGAUCCAAUCUGAGUGUCGCUAUCAUAGCGAUGGUCAACGAGUUGGAGGUGAUUGAAGAGGAGGACACAACUAUUCAAGACAACGACCUGUGCUAUGAUAUCAACACCAGAAUUAAUGUCACAAAUUCCGGUCCAAUUUAUAACGGUCCAAAAUAUUUGUGGAGCGCAUCAAUACAGGGCGUUAUACUUGGCUCAUAUUUCUACGGCUAUACAGUUACUCAAAUGCUGGGCUCGUAUGCCGACCGGUUUGGAGCCAAAUGGAUGACAGUGUUCAACGCACUCAUACCAGUGUUGGCUGAAGUCCACUACUCUCUGGUCAUUUUGAUGCGGGUAUUGAUCGGCGCCUUUCACGGCGUGAUAUACGCCUGUGUUUUCUCAUUGUUUGCCAAAUGGUUCCCACAAUCGGAAAAAACUCUCGCAAUAAGUGGGACACUAUUUUUUGGUAAUUUUGGUGGCGUUAUAACAAUGCCAAUCGCUGGUUAUUUGUGCAAGGUGCAAUUUCUGGACGGGUGGCCCACCGUUUUCUAUCUCACAUCAAUCAUUCACAUCGUGUGGUUUGGGUUUUGGUGUUAUUUGGUUCACAACAGUCCCGAAGAGGACCCAAAUAUCAGUGAAUAUGAAUUAAAAUACAUAUCGAGUAAUAAUCCGCAGUCAAGAAGUGUGAAGAAUGUGACGAUUCCCUGGAGGGCUAUCUUCUCGUCCAAACCCGUCUGGGCGUCAAUACUGACCAGAAUGAGCGGCUCUUUCGGUUAUUACACGCUCUGCACAAAAAUGCCCACAUAUUUGGACGGCGUGUUUGGGAUGGCUAUACAGAGCAACAGUUGGUUCAACUCAAUGAUGUACGGAGUGUUGUGUGUGACUAACAUAACAGGCGGUCCGCUCUCUAAUUGGGUCCGAAGUCGGCACUGGUUUUCGCAGACCAGGAAUCGCAAGAAUUUUCACAGCUUUGCGAUGUUAACGUGUUCUGUAUGCCUGUUCCUCAUACCAGCGGUGGGCUGUAAUAGCGGUGCAGUCAUAGCGUUAAUGUUGGUCGGAAUGUUGGCCUACGGGUUCAUCACGGGUGGCGAGUACGGGGUAAUACCAGAAUACGCACCUAGUUUAUCAGGCACUGUUUUUGGUGUGUCCAAUACGUUGGCCUCAACAACUGGUUUUAUUGGACCACUCAUUGUUGGAUUACUAUUGGAUAACGCGGGCGAUUCUGGUGUAAGACAUCAGUGGAAUAUAAUAUGGUAUUUAUCGGGCGCUGUCUAUGCCUUUGGCGCCAUAGCCUUUGAGGUGUGGGGAACCGCUGAACCCCAACCCUGGGCUGUAAUGUCAGAGCCGGACGAGUACAAUGAUUAUGACAAAAUUCCACAUUUAAUUACUGAUAAAGUUUAG